Molecule: messenger RNA, 630 nt
Organism: Candida tropicalis MYA-3404
Lineage: Eukaryota; Fungi; Ascomycota; Pichiomycetes; Serinales; Debaryomycetaceae
Exons: 1
Coding region: 1-630 (209 amino acids)
Source: RefSeq, a predicted model, not a curated record
AUGUCAUUUCAAAAUUUCGAACAGAUCAUUAACUUGAAAGUUAGAAUAACUAAUUUAUUGGAUCAAAUCAUAAUUGGUCAGAUAUAUACAUACUCAUCCUCAAAUGAAGUAAUAAUACUUAAAACCAUAGAUAAAAAAGAAGGACCAUCCACUUAUCGAAUCAUCAAUACUUCAUUUAUCAAAAGCAUUCAAGUUUUACCACCAUUUAAUAAAAAAAACCUAUCUAAUCAAAAGGAUAAUUCAGUUCUCCCAAAAAUCACCGUAGACGACUUAAAGAAGAAUUUGGAUUUUCAAAUUAGUAAUUAUAAUCCCGAGUCCGUGACUGGUCAAGAAGCUGCAAAACAAGGAUCUUCCCAAUCUUCGCAAUCUUCUGGAAAAUCCAAUAUUCCAACUCUUUUAUUCAACAAAUUGGUGAAAUUAUAUGGUGAAAAGAAUGUGAGAUUUAAUGGCAAUGGGAAACAGAAUGAGAUCAUUGUCUAUGAGGAAAUCAAAAUCAUCAAACCGUUUACCAAUAACAAAUCGAAUAUACAGUUAAUGAGAGAUAAUGGAAGCAAAAAGCAUCUAGAUUCGGUACAAAGAGCAUUGAAACAAUUUUGGUUAGAAAUUGAUAAUGAAAAACGAGGUGGUUAA